Molecule: messenger RNA, 1224 nt
Organism: Didymosphaeria variabile
Lineage: Eukaryota; Fungi; Ascomycota; Dothideomycetes; Pleosporales; Didymosphaeriaceae
Exons: 2
Coding region: 1-1224 (407 amino acids)
Biological process (GO): transmembrane transport
Cellular component (GO): membrane
Molecular function (GO): transmembrane transporter activity
Source: RefSeq, a predicted model, not a curated record
AUGGCUCAAUCAAACACCCAAGAAUUCUACGGAAAGGACUCCGACAACAUCGACAUGACGAACGCCGACACGGUCACGCACCAGCCGAAAGGCGCAGAAGCCGCGAGCCCUGAGAACGGGCACGGUGUGCCGACCCUAGUGACUUCGCAUGAAGCGAACCCUGUGCUUGAGAGGGACGCGCAGACCAAGGGGACGUGGGCGGGCUAUGUGAAGACGAAGCAGUUCUGGAUUGCAAUGUUGCUUGGGCAAACCCUCGCAAUCUGCAUCACCUCGACGAACACGCUGUCGCAAUUGCUUUCCAACGAAGGAACCUCCAUUCCCGCCUUCCAGUCCUUCUUCAACUACGUCCUCCUCAACCUCGUCUACACCUCCUACACCAUUUACAAACUGGGCUUCAAGGGAUGGGGCAAGAUCAUGCUGAAAGACGGCUGGCGCUUCUUCAUUUUGGCCUUCAUCGACGUGGAGGGGAACUACUUCAUCGUCCUCGCAUACCGCUACACCACCCUUCUCUCCGCACAGCUGAUAAACUUCUGGGCCAUCGUCGUGGUGGUCAUCCUCUCAUUCUUGUUCCUCCGCGUGCGCUACCGCUGGACGCAGAUUGCGGGUAUCUUGCUCUGCAUCGGGGGCGUAGGCGUCCUCUUCGGAUCCGACCACAUCACAGGCUUCAACCAAUUCGAUGCGAUUGACCCCGUCAAAGGCGAUUUGUUCGCCCUACUCGGCGCAUCGCUAUACGGCAUCAGCAACACCUUCGAGGAGUUUCUGGUCAGCGAACAGCCGCUAUACGUGGUUAUCGGGCAACUCGGCUUCUGGGGCAUGUUCAUCAACGGCACGCAAGCGGGUAUCUUCGACCGCACGUCCUUCCGCGCUGCUACCUGGAACGGUGCCGUGGGAGGCUACCUCACGGGCUACACGCUCAUCCUCUCUCUCUUCUAUUCUCUUGCGCCGAUCCUGUUUCGCUUGACGAGCGCGGCUUUCUUUAAUAUUUCGCUUCUGACAGGCAAUUUUUGGGGUGUGGCUAUUGGGAUUAAAGUGUUCCACUACCACAUUCACUGGAUGUACCCCAUUGCGUUUGUGCUCAUUCUUGUGGGCCAAGUAAUCUACUUCUUGAGACAGGGUAGCUUGGCGGAGCAGAAGAAGCCGUGGUUGGGCGAGGAUCAGGAUAAGGGUGUUAGUGGCAUUGGUACUGCGAAGAGGAGGGUGGAGAACCCAGAUGCGAUCGUCUAA